AUGAUUGGCGAAUCGAAAGCCAUAGCGAUGCGGCGUCUUAGCUGGUUGGACAAGCGACUGCAGAAGAAUGAAGAACUGAAGAUUCAGUACCAUGCGUUUAUGAACGAGUAUAUUAGCCUGGGUCACAUGGUUCCCGUUCCCGAUGAUGAUCAAGCUACUUCUAUCAGAUGUUACCUUCCGCACCAUCCCGUGAUAAAACAAUCAAGUUCAACGACCAAGGAUCGCGUCGUGUUCGAUGGAUCAGCGAAAACUAGCUCCGGGCACUCACUAAACGAUGCGUUGUUAGUUGGGCCAGUCGUGCAGGACGACAUUCUCAACAUACAUCUUCGUUUUCGCAUGUUUAUGAUCGCCUUAGUGGCAGAUGCGGAGAAAAUGUACCGGCAGGUAAUUAUGCAUCCUGAUGACCGCUCCUUGCAAAGGAUUUUGUGGCCACCUGGCAGUAGCGGAUCUGUGAAGACUUAUGAGUUACGCACUGUUACGUAUGGUCUCGCACCAUCUUCGUUCCUCGCUACGAGAACCCUGUUACAGUUAGCUGAAGAUAAUGGAAAUGAUUACCCGAGAGCAGGCAACGCUCUGAAGAAAAAUGUUUACGUUGACGACUUCAUCAGCGGUGACGACACAAUCGAAGGAGCAAUUCUAUUGCAUACAGAGUUAACGGAGAUUUUGCAGAAAGGCGGAUUCCGACUGUGGAAGUGGUGCCCGAUUUCGCUUCCGGUUUUGGCUGGUCUUCCUCCUGAGCUCCUUGGAACUGAAUCAUCUGUUAAGUUCGGACCCGAUGAAACCAUCAAAACUCUCGGCAUAAGUUGGGAACCUGAGGCAGACGUUUCCAAAAUUGAAACAUCAAUCAUCAUCGAAAAUCAGGCACCUACGAAGCGCAACAUCCUGUCUGCAAUUGCUCAAUUAUUCGACCCUCUCGGAUUUAUUUCUCCCGUCAUUGUACAAGCAAAAAUUCUUAUGCAAUAUCUGUGGCUGCUAGCCCUGGAGUGGGAUACGGAAGUUCCUCCAGAAAUACAUCAGCAGUGGAUUCGAUUCGCCGAGCUGUGGUAA
Molecule: messenger RNA, 1047 nt
Organism: Toxorhynchites rutilus septentrionalis
Lineage: Eukaryota; Metazoa; Arthropoda; Insecta; Diptera; Culicidae
Exons: 1
Coding region: 1-1047 (348 amino acids)
Source: RefSeq, a predicted model, not a curated record